AUGGGCUUUGUUGGGGAUUUAGCUGCAAGGGAGAUGUGGUGCAGGUGGGUUACUUUGACAGGUGUUGUCGUCGGCAUCUCUGGCGUGGUUUUGGUUUCACGUAUGUGGAAGUCACGCCAUUGUGCCGACUUUCAGGAUGCCACUUUUGCUGCCAGGUAUGCGGCAGUUCUGGGAAAGCAGGAUGAACUGCCCGGGGAACAGCCUGACGAAGACGCAAAAGUAUUGGUGCUCUACGGCAGUACGUCUGGUAACGCCGAGGGUUACGCCAAAAGCCUUGUGGCGGACCUGAAGGACCGCAGUGUCGCGGCUGCACGUGUAGACCCCUCCUCUUGGGGUUACCUCGACCAGUGCAAGUUGCAGCCCUACCACCAACAACGCCUUUUCACGUCGGGUGCGAAGGGGGGAUCACCCAUUCUUGUUUUUGUAGUCUCAACCACGGGAGAGGGUGAACUUCCGGCGAAUUUUAUUUGUCUCUACUCUGAAAUGCAAUCGGUCUUGGAAGAGGCAUCUAGGAGCGGCACAAAACCUUUUGAGGGUUUAAUGUACGCUGUAUUUGCCCUGGGCGACAGUUCCUACAAGUACUACUGUCGAGGAGGAGUGCAGGUGAGGCAGCUCCUGAAGACGGGUGGUGGAACGGAAAUUUUGCCUGCUGGCUUUGGGGAUGCACGUAAUCCGCUCCAGGACGACGUCUUUGAUGCAUGGGAAGAAGCUCUCAUGGAGGCGUUGGAAGAGCAAUGCGGAGUGACACUGACAGCCGGCUCGAACGUUCCGCCCGAGCCGCAGUUAGUAUUUCGGUUUACGCCUGAUAAGCCCUUCAGUGCCUUGCCCUAUCCGUCUCCACUAUCUCUUUUGGAGCCAUCCAUGCAGUACCCAGCUCAAUUUAAGGUGGAGGCCAAGACGUCACGUAGCAAGCGGCGUGAGGAUGGCUCUUACAUCCUGCACUUGGUUGUGAAUAUAGAGGGGUACACAACGAGUUAUCAGGCCGGAGACCAUCUUGGUAUCUACCCCAUUAAUCCACCUGAUGUGGUGGAGGCGUAUCGACGACUACUAAAAAUCACAGAGGAAGACUGGGUAAAACCAGUAGAGCUUUGCACGGAUGCCAACGUACGCGCGCGGGCUUCAUUAAAAAACUCGUUUCCUGCACGUGUUGCCUUAGGGACCGUGUUUGAGCGCUACUUCGACUUGUGUAGCAGGCCUCGUAAAUCGCUGCUGCGAGUUUUAGCGAGCUAUUGUUCGGACUCGGAAGAGAAGUCUCGCCUCAUGGAAUUAUUGCAUCGAGGCGUAAGGGCAAAUGGCGAGGAUGGAGCACAAAACAUCCCGGCAUCAUUGCCAACGCCAUCCCUUACUUUUGCAUCCACAUCCGCCUCCUCAUUCUCCCCUCAUUACCGUACUGUGCUGGAUUAUUUGAAAAUGUUUCCCAGUUGCUGCUGUAUACCGCUUGGACACCUUUUGGAGCUUAUGCCACGGAUGCAGCCACGCUUUUAUUCGAUUGCGUCAGACAUGCUGACACAUCCCACCACAGUGGAGGCGUUUGUCCGUGUCAUUCCUGAUGGAUUGAACUCGCGCUACCUCGAACGCAUCGCUGUCGGGGAAAAGAUUACGGCGUUUAUCCGCAAGUCUACAUUUCACCUUCCUGUAAAAUGCGGCGGGCGGCCAAUACUGAUGAUUGGUGUUGGCACCGGCAUUGCGCCCAUGGUGGGGUUCUGUUACCGGCGAGAGGCCUUACUGAAGAAGCAGCCGUCCGUUGCAUGUGGGCCGAUGAUUCUUUUCUUUGGGGCGCAGAGACGUGCGACGGAGUAUUUUGUGAAGCUGGAGCUGGAGCGCUGGUGCCUCCAUGGUGAGGGAAAAAUUCGUGCCGCUGACGUGCCCCCACCCUCGUUAGUUCAUCUGCUUGAUUUGGCGUUUAGUCGCGAUCAACCCGAAAAGUAUCACGUGACCCAUCUUAUUGAGAAGCACAAGGAGUACCUCGCGCAACUGCUCACCUUGACGGCGAAGGACGGCUGUCUCGUUUACCUCUCAGGCGAUGCCGCCCACGUGGCACAAAGCGUGGACCAAGCCUUGGUGAAGCUCCUGCAGGGCACUGGCAUGACGCGGCGUGCAGCAGCAGAGUUUUUGGAAAAAAUGGAGCAGGAACGUAGGUACAUGAAGGACGUGUACUGA
Molecule: messenger RNA, 2160 nt
Organism: Trypanosoma rangeli
Lineage: Eukaryota; Euglenozoa; Kinetoplastea; Trypanosomatida; Trypanosomatidae
Product: NADPH cytochrome P450 reductase B
Exons: 1
Coding region: 1-2160 (719 amino acids)
Cellular component (GO): cytosol
Molecular function (GO): flavin adenine dinucleotide binding; NADPH-hemoprotein reductase activity; FMN binding
Source: RefSeq, a predicted model, not a curated record